Messenger RNA from Anopheles stephensi (Asian malaria mosquito), 6760 nucleotides. Its product is annotated as breast cancer type 2 susceptibility protein homolog. The coding region runs from base 775 to 6591 and encodes 1938 amino acids. The record is from RefSeq and is a predicted model, not a curated record. Lineage: Eukaryota; Metazoa; Arthropoda; Insecta; Diptera; Culicidae. The transcript has 5 exons. Gene Ontology annotation, cellular component: nucleus. Gene Ontology annotation, biological process: double-strand break repair via homologous recombination; regulation of DNA-templated transcription.
AAAUAGCAAAACAGAAACGGUGUGAGAUGGGUAAAAAGGCGACGACGAUUGUAGACGCUGGGCGAAGCAAAAUGUUCAAAUGUACAGCACCGGCGAGACCCAGCGGGUAGUGGAAGAUUUGCGUACUGAUGCGGUAAUGGUGCGAUAGUAAUUAAAUCGAGUAAAAACCAUGUUUACCAUCAGUCAGGCAGGCAAACGGGGGUCUAAGAUGCGGACGAAUGCAAUGGUCGAGAUUCAAAUGGACUUGCCCAGAGCAACAGAAGCAAGCAAGCAGCAUCCAAAUGAAUGUUUGACGUUGAAUGUGCUCGGGAGUAGAAUUAUUUCCCACCCGCCCACGGGGCAGUGCUUUCUCUCGGGGAACGAAGUCAACACAGACGGCAGCACAACAGCUGAAGUGCGAUAAUGAGACAGGAGGACAGCUUGAAAAGAAGUGAAUAAGCUCUUUCGGUGCAUUUAGCGUCCCUGAUGGGUGGAAUAAUGAACUAGCACAGCAGCGCAGUGUUAGGUGCCUUUUAGUGUAUCGUUCAGAGAAAAUUUGCAGCAGAAAAAAGGACCCGCCAGGACGAGCUUUAUACCAGUGAACGCUCCAUUUGAAUUUGCCUUCUCAUUCAGCAUUCGAGCAGUGUGGUAAACAUUCGAGCACCACUGCUCGACUGUCAAUUGCGGCUGCGAAACGAAACGUCAAGUGUUUUGGCGGCUAGUGCCAAUACAACAAAAAACCAAAACAACACACAGUUCCAACAACACCACAGGCAGUGUGGCGCAAAUAGAACGAUGGACGAAGUGCCUGCCAGUCCUGUGGCGGUGAAGCGAAAGAAAUUCCGACGAAAAUUAGGUUCAUUGUUUAAACGUUCCAAGGAAACGUCCGGUGCUGAAAGCUUCACCGAUGGAGCUUCGUUCGAACAGUCUGCAGACGUGUCCGGUAUGGAGAUUGCUGUUGCAGAAAGUGAUGCCAAGCGAAAGCUUUCGACAUUUUAUUACAAUGAAAAUGUGGAAGAACUGGAAACGGUUAGUGCAAAUCCGCUGGCAUCCGCAAUACUGCUGGAGAAAGCUAGUUCCGUUCAGAUGCCGAAUCCAGUGCCAUCCAGAGAAUUCAUUGCGUGUUCGAACGAUGAGUUCCUAACAGUGGGUGAACUGGCAAGACGAACUGGUGUUGGCGGUAGUGGCGAUGUUCCUGAUUGUAUGUCCCCUCGAGCUUCAACUUCUGCAACCGCGAAACCUCACAAUUAUAGCUUCACCCAGAUGGAGAUCGAUACACAAAUGAUCGAUAUAUUCGCGGCAGCCGAUCUCCUGACGGGUUCUACUACUAUUAAGCAGCAAUCAAACCCGGAUCCUAAACCACCCGGUUUAAGAGACAAUACAACACCAGUGAAGCUGGUUAUACUUCCACUACCAACAGUAAAUGUAUCAAAAGAUUUAGCUGCUUCCCGUGACCGCACCAUUGUGGAGAGAAUAUUGGACGAUUUUACGCUGGAUGAAAGCGAACAGUGCUCGAUGGAAGUAGAUUUUUCCAUCAUCAAAUCGGAAAGCUUGCGAAGAAGAUUAAUCCAGCUGCGGGAUUUAAUCGCAAGUCCACCGAAGCCCGUAAAGCGAGAACCGGCGUGUCGACAAUACGGACGGUGUAAGUUUAACAAAAGGAAGGAGCAAUUACUGGCACGUCGGUUAAGCUACGACACGGAUGAUUCGUCCAGGAUUGGUCCACCGCUGAGUGAUGAUGAGUCCGAUAUAUCUAUGGCUCGAAACGCAAACGACCACAGCGAUAGUGACGUUUCGAUGGAUGGAAUGGCUCUGAAUGAAAGUGUCCUUAUACAAGCUAAUCUCACACAGCUUUCGGCUUUCUUCUCGCAAGCGGUAACAAGCCAGGAAGAAGGCGAUAGGGGGGAACGAGAGAACCGAAACAUAACUCCCAAAUCUGCUUCCAUCGAUCGAGAGCCUCCGUUCUUAGGGUUUGCCUCACCUAUUUCAUUGCCAUCGGAAAGAGCAUGUUCUCCGAAGACCGUUCGUAUAAAUUUUGCCAUUUUAAGCGAAUUUGGUGAGCAAAGCUUUCCUGCGUCCGAUGAAGAAAACAUCACAACUAUCGAUAAACCAAUGCUCAUGGAAGAGCUGCUAGAAGACGAUGACGACCUGUUCAUGUUGGCACAUCACACGGUGGAAAAACAGGAGGACAAAAGUCGUAACAGAGAUAUCAAUAAGAAUGUUAUCGGGUGUGUCGAUGCACCAAUUCCUGCUCAAUCUACUGUAUCGAGCUUCAAUCACACGCGUAAUGGUACUUCGAUAAACGAAUCCGAUGAAGUAUUAAUGAAAGCGCAACGCAUGUUUGCAGAAGAGGAAGCGAAUCUCUCAGUACCUCCUGUGAACCCUUCUUAUGAUCCGCUUGUACCACGACCAUUAGAACCUACAGAGACAGAUCCUGUAAAAAUCAAAGAGUUUAAAGUUCCUGUGGCCCACACAUCAUCCAUUACAAACGAACCCUUCAGUGGAGGAUUUAGUACAGCUGGUGGUGGUAUGAUUGCCAUAUCGGUAAAGGCACUCAAAAAUGCUCAGAAAAUGUUCGCCGAAGAGGAAGCAAAGCUUCAAAAGGAAACAGAAACAGUACAAGCUGCUGAUGCAAAUCUACCAACCAUCAACGAUGCCAAUCGGACCGGAUUUGGAGGUGAUAAAUCUAUAAUCGUCUCGAAAAAGGCUCCUGACAUGGGAAAGAAAACGUUUGACGAGGAACAAUCAAAGAUAGAGGAAGAAAACAUUAUCGAAAAUGAAGUCCCAUUCGACGGUGGGUUCAGUACAGCAAGGGGAAGCAAGAUUUCCGUCUCGAAAAAGGCAUUAGAAAGUGCUCGAACGAUAUUUGCCGAAGAGGAAGCUAAAAGCUUGGAGCAGCAGCAAAAGAGCGCAACGAGUGGGUCGACCGAACCACCUGCAUUUGGUGGAGGUUUUAGUACAGCUAGAGGCAAUAUGAUUGCCGUGUCGAAAAAAGCUCUCGAAAAUGCACGAAAGACAUUAGACGAGAUAGAAACAAUUGUUGCCAAUGAAGGAAUGAAGGGCAAAGAGGAUGCGAUUGCGGCUGGUGGCAAUAUGAUUAGCAAAUCGGGCAAUUCGAAGGAAGAGGAUGAAGUCAACAAACGACCUUGUUUCGGAGUAGCAUUCAGUGUUAGUGGAGGCCCGAUAAAGGUCUCCAAAGCCGCUCUAGCAAGUGCACAAAAGCUAUUUGACGAAGUUGAUUCGAGCGUAGACAAAGAAAACCUUCCGCUGAAUGCGCCAUCCUUUAGCGGAGGGUUUAACACGGCUGGUGGUGGCAAGAUAGCCGUAUCUAGAAACGCCCUAGCAAAGGCCGAAAAACUGUUCUCCGAAGCAGAGGAUGAAACCGUUGGUCGAUUUGGAGGCUUUAGUACAGCGCGUGGUACCUCGAUUGCUGUGUCCGAGAAAGCUCUCGAAAAAGCACAAAAAGCAUUCAUUGAAGUUGAGGCAGACGCGUCGGUCGAUAAAGAAAACGUUACCAACAGUGCUGCUCCGGCUGCCGGUGGCUUCAAUACAGCAGGUGGGAGUAAAAUAGCCGUCUCGCUGCAGGCGUUGGAAAAUGCCAAGAAAAAGUUUGACGAAGAAGAAAGUGAGCCGAUCUCCAAUGGAAUCUCCGAAGGAACUUCGAGGAAUAAUUCUACCCUACCAGUUCCUGAAAGCGCUUCAAAAUCGACCGGCGUCGCUUCUUUUCCUGCGUUUAAUCGUGCAAGUGGAGCAGCCAUUGCGGUUUCGUCGGAUGCUCUCGAAAGGGCGCAACAGCUUUGGAAAGAAUUGGAUGAGGACACCACGAAGGAGGGAGAGCGGAAACCCGAACAAGAUGAAAGCCAUCGGAAGCGUAAACUAUCACUCACGGCAGAUGAACCGACCUUAACUCCAACGAAGAAAGCACGCACGGAUCCGCUUCAUCCGCUAGCGCUAUUUCAAACAAGCACACCAGCAAUAGCCUCGAAGAAGCUCGAACACUCACACACUUCCGGGAAACAAACGGUGGAAUCUACAUCGGCACACGAUGUCGAUGAAUUUUUCGCUCAGCUGGACGAUAACGAUUUCCAGGAAAUGUUCUGCGUCCAGCAAACGGUAGGGAAGAAACCGAAUAAGUUGCUUACCAAAUUUGAGCAAUGUGCAGCAAACACUCACGCAACAAGCAAACCGCCAGCCAAACUGGUCGGAUCGGAUUGGGACGAUAGUUUUUCGGAGAUCUUACCGAACCUGCCUGCAUCGGAUGAAUCGAAUGGGAAGGUUGCUUCUACUGUGGUGAAGCUCCCAUCAGAAGAGGUAGUAAGGCAACGGAUGGAAGCGUUACAAGAACAGCAGCAAUAUAUUGAAAAGAAGCCGGAAAGCGAGUGCCGACAGCGGUUGUUUGAAUUUUGUAGUAAAAAACUACAGAAGAAUCGUGUUGGCUUGAAGGCGUUCGUAGAAGGUAACGCUCCACGCGUGGCCCAAGUGUUAACUCCUGCGAUGAAUGUGACUCAGGAGAACGUUAUGGAGUUUCGGUUUAACGUGGCAGAUUAUUAUGGGGAAGAGUUCAGCAAUACAAAUACCUCCGGAAUCGCUUUAGGAACGGAUGGAAAAGAAGGUUGUUUGCUGAUGGCAGUCGACUCUACCGUAGGAUUAGAAGAGUUCAAACGUGCGCUUCUAGCCUCCCCGGGUAUCGAUCCUCGGCUCGUACCGGAAGGCUGGAUCGAGAAUAGUUGGCGCUGGGUCGUUACCAAGCUGAGCGCACUGGAGCGUAAUUUUUGCACCUACUUCCAGGGUGCUUUAUCACCAGAAAACGUCUUCCACCAGUUACAGUAUCGAUACCAUGUAGAAAUAGAUGGCGCACGUCGACCAGCUCUAAGGAAAAUGCUCGAAAAAGAUGAUGUUCCAAGCCGUCGGAUGGUACUGUUCGUGGCGAACGUGUUCCAAAGCGCCGGACCGGCCGGAACAGAACUAGAACUCUCCGAUGGAUGGUACAGUGUACGCGCGGAGAUUGAUCAUCCACUAGCAGCGGCUGUAACGGCUGGUAAAAUCACGAUCGGAACCAAACUUAUGAUUCAAGGUGCGGAACUAUUAAACCACAAAGAUGGUUGCUCACCGCUCGAAGUGCCACAGGAUGUGCGGUUAAAAAUCAGCACAAACGGCACCAGACGCACCCGGUGGUCGGUUAAAUUGGGCUACUAUCGAUGCCCCGUACCGUUCCCGAUCGAAUGUAACACCAUCCACGAACGCGGUGGAUUGAUCGCUCGGGUACGGGCGAUGAUCGUUCGGCUGUAUCCGCUUAUGUUCGUAGAAAAGUCUUCCAAUGAAGGGCAAGGUUCGGUGCUGCGGUCCGAACGUAUGCAGCAAAGGCACAGCAGAAGAAACGAUGCGAGCCAGCUGGAACAUCUGCACCGACUGCACAACCGUGUGCAGGAGGAAAUCGAGCGAGAACGGGCGGCGGUAAGGUUGAACCGAAACGUUCGCGUGACGGAGAAAACUACGACGGCCGAACUGCAGGAGUGUCUUGAGAAUGGACUCGAUCUUUCAUUUCUCGAUAUCGUGCUUACUCACUCCCAGCAGCUUGUGAUAGAACAGUUCCAACAGCGGCAACAGGAGGAGCUGCAAAAUGAAAUCAUUCGCCGAGUGAAGGCUGAGCUCGCGAAGAACUCCCUUCGACCGACGGUCACAGCUCUGCUAAAAGUCCGACUAAUGGAUCGUUUGCGACCGGACCGAUCGUUUCUUCUCUCGAUUUGGCGACCAGCGGACGAAGUACGCAGCAUCCUCCAAGAGCAAACCAUACUCGAGUUCGGACAUCUUACAGCGAACGGUUCGAAAAAUAACGAUGUGCAGCUAACGGCUCACAAAUCCAGUACGUACACGAAAGUUUCUCAAACGGAAGGAAACGACGUUCCUUCCUCGCAACACAGUCCCUUCUUCCGUACCCUAACGCCUAUCGGACAGAUCGAUGGCAUAAACUUCCGCCCAGCGUUCGGUGAGUUCGAUACGAUCGGUGUGGUCGUGCUGGUAGGGGCGGCCGAAACAAAAAAGUUCCAAUCGAUCUAUCUCGCCGAUACGGCAAUGGAUUUGUUGUGCAUUAACUUUUGGCACGGAUUGUCCGAGUACGCGGUCGACGAUGUGAUCCGCGAGCGGAAGAUCCUCUGCGUAGCCAAUCUUCAGUGGCGUACGUUUAGCCGGCAAACGCCAGGCAUCCCACAGUCGUUCGCAACCGAGUACACCACAUUUACGGAGAAUCCGCGCGAGGAUCAGCUUCGCAGCGAGAGGGAUCGCUUUCAGCUUCAGCUGGAUGCGAUCGAUGGGGAACAGUUUUUCCAGCGCUGCCAGGAGCGUAUCGGUGAGCUGCUGCUGAUGAACACGAGCACCGGCAGUGCCGGCACAACACCGUACGGGCAGCGGUCUGUGAGCAGGUUGCAGCAGCAGCAGCAGCAGCAGCACACGACACCGCUCGGAGGGAACAGUGCAACGAAGCGAAAGAUCGAAACGCUCGCAUCGAAUUACGGCAGCCCGCCGAAGCUGUCGCCGAUUGUGAUAGGCCGCAAUGUGAAUCUUCGCCGAGGAUUCAAAACGCCGGCCCGGGUGGAUGACGGCGAGAAUGCGCGAUGAUCGUGUAAGUUCACUUCCGUUCUUCUUUGGUUCGGGUUUGUGGUUUGUGUUGUGUGUCCGUCCGACGGCAAUGGGAAUUUACGGCGAAGUUUUUGUUGUUCAUGUCGUUGUUAAAAUAUAAUUCAUCCUUUCGAAGGAAGUGCAUCUCGAAUUGAGAGAGAUCUGUAAU